UUUUGCUCCGAGUCCCCUCCACUCUGUGCUACACUCCUUGUGUUGUCAUCCGAACCGGGAAUUGUCUGUGCUUGAGGAUCACAGUGCUACUACUAUCAGCUUGAAAUGGCACCCAAGAAGGACCCUAAGGCUCCCGCCAAGAAGGCCGAACCUGCAGCAGCACCUGCACCUGCACCGGCACCAGAGCCAGCCCCUGCUCCUAAAGCUCCCGCUAUCGACCUGUCCGCCGUCAAGGUGGAAUUCAGCGCAGACCAGAUUGAUGACUACAGGGAGGCCUUUGGUCUGUUUGACAGGGUGGGUGACAACAAGGUGGCUUACAACCAGAUCGCUGACAUCAUGCGCGCUCUGGGACAGAACCCCACCAACAAGGAGGUGAACAAGAUCCUGGGAAACCCCUCCGCUGAAGAGAUGGCCAACAAGAGAGUAGAGUUCGAGGCUUUCCUCCCCAUGCUCCAGACCAUCAUCAACAGCCCAAACAAGGCCGGAUACGAGGACUACGUUGAGGGUCUGCGCGUCUUCGACAAGGAGGGCAACGGCACAGUGAUGGGUGCUGAGCUGCGUAUUGUGCUGUCAACACUGGGAGAGAAGAUGACUGAGGCUGAGAUUGAUGCUCUCAUGGCAGGACAGGAGGAUGAGAACGGCUGUGUCAACUAUGAGGCCUUUGUCAAGCACAUCAUGUCGGUGUAAGGACCCUGUCACUGCGGUGGUGAGCAUCGUAUAUGUGCAGACCCCAUGGUGUCGCGACAUCUACUCACUGUUUCCUGUACCAUCUGAGGAAGCAGGGGGAACAAAGGACUAUGAGAUGUCAUAUUUCCUGAACCCUUCUUUUGUUUUGUUCUACACGUUUUUUUUUUCCUUUUGUCCAACUGGUGCUUUUUUUUUCUCCUCCUCCUCCUCCUGCUGUUCCGGAAGCCGUCCUGAUUUCCCAUGAGAGGUUUCUCUCCUCAUCUUCAGCCAAGUCCCCCCUUGUCUCAUUGGGGAUUUCUAUCAUCACUGGUUUUCAAAGUGGAACAGUGAUGGAGGGGAAGGUGGGAUAACGAUGACCACCCCCUCCCGUCACUUUGCGGUCUGGCUGGCUCUCUAUCUGCCGGUGAAGUGACUGGUUUGGCCCAGGACUGGCCAUCAAAAUGAAUACACUCCUCACCCAACCCAUCCCUAGGUCUUAACUUAUUGUACCAUCUGCCACAAUAAACUUUUCACAAACUCCCAUUUUA
This is a messenger RNA of Epinephelus fuscoguttatus (brown-marbled grouper), 1214 nucleotides long. RefSeq names its product myosin, light chain 1, alkali; skeletal, fast (gene myl1). Lineage: Eukaryota; Metazoa; Chordata; Actinopteri; Perciformes; Serranidae. Gene Ontology annotation, cellular component: contractile muscle fiber; myosin II complex. The record is from RefSeq and is a predicted model, not a curated record. The coding region runs from base 106 to 687 and encodes 193 amino acids. The transcript is spliced from 6 exons. Gene Ontology annotation, molecular function: calcium ion binding.